AUGGCCAAGUACCAUCUGUCGCUACAAAGCUCUACCCAGGUCGCUUUAUCUUUUGCCAUUAAGCCGACUCUGCAGCUGGCGUUUGUGUCGCUGACGCUGUUCAACAUGCUGCACACUGAAUUUUUCACAAAAACCCCAAUGGGCAUCUCCGACGCGUCAGAUGCAUCUACAAAUGACAUGCUGGCCAGUGCCAGGGAUGGUACGUUCAGAUUUAUACCUGUCUACGUGCAGCCGACGCUCAGCAAUAUCUACAUCGAGUGCAAGCGCAGUGAGCUCGUUGCAGUGAUUGGCAGGGCCGACUCGGGCAAGUCGUCACUCAUGUCAGCAAUUCUCAGCGAAAAUAUAAUUGACCUGCCAGGUGGCCAAAAGGCGCGAGUGUCGCUGGGACAUGCAAUGUACUCACGAGCUGAUAUCUACAUUCUCGACGACCCACUGGCUGCCGGAUAUUGUUUGAAUUAA
Kickxella alabastrina is the source of this 459-nucleotide messenger RNA. RefSeq lists its product as uncharacterized. The transcript has a single exon. Gene Ontology annotation, cellular component: membrane. The coding region runs from base 1 to 459 and encodes 152 amino acids. Gene Ontology annotation, biological process: transmembrane transport. NCBI's taxonomy places the organism in Eukaryota, Fungi, Kickxellomycota, Kickxellomycetes, Kickxellales, Kickxellaceae. Gene Ontology annotation, molecular function: ATPase-coupled transmembrane transporter activity. The record is from RefSeq and is a predicted model, not a curated record.